CGAGAAGCUACGGCGAACAUUGUCAGAAUCGGAGUUGGAGGCUUUGGGCAAGACGCCCUUUGGUCAUUUGCUGGAUGUUGGCAAUCUUAAAUGGGUUAAUGGACAACUCCUAAUACUUUUAGCGUUGAACUAUAUUUGGGGGUAGAAGUGUUGUGACACGUGAUGAAGUGCGGGUGGUCUUAGAGGGUCUAAAGGACAACAAGAGAAAAAGAGGGAUGGAUGGCGUGAAGAUAGGAGUCCUUUACCUUCUGGGCAGUCACAUAGUUGGAAACCAACCCUCCAUGAAACUGCCACCACUUUAUUUGCAUUUGGUAGAUGACUUGUCCCGUUUGAACGCGUAUCCCUGGGGCGAUGAGAUUUGGGAUCUUUUGGUUGAGGACAUGGCAAAGUGUUCAUUGACUUUGAGGACAAGUAAAAAGGACCGGUUCACAUUCCCGGGAUUUUUAAUGGCUUUGCAGAUUUGGGCAUUUGAGACAUUCCCAGGUCUGGAGAAAAGGGAAGUGUGCGAGAUGAUAGAGAGUCGGAGAGGCAAAUGGCCGCGUGCUUUACGAUGGGCAACACCAACACUGACAAAUCACAUAGUGUUGGAGGAAGUGAUCUUCAGUAAUGAUAAGUUUGAAUGGAUUGGCAUGAAGGCAACUGCCUUGGAGAUUGGGAAAGAGAAUGUUAAGUGUCUCUUUUUAAAUACCCCAAUGAUUGAAGGAGAUGGAAGCCUUAAAGUACUGCAAGUGUGUGAUCAAGGAGCCAAUUCCAGGAGUCUUGAAGGCCCGCCCAGUAAUGAGCAUGGUGGACAAGAAGAGGGGGGGAUCCUUGCGGAAGGAAAGAAUACAUUUCAUUGGGGGGUUGCUUGUGAUAAUGGAGGAGAAGCCCGAAGUACUAAGCAUGUUGGUAAGAAGCGUAAACCCAACAUAAGGAACCUGAGUCAAGGCGAAAAAGGGAAAAAGAGGACAUGUGGCAAGAAAGGUGAUGACAAGGCAAGGAAAGGGGUUAAUGAAGAGUUGUUGGAAAAAGUCACAAAACUGGAGGAGAUGGUUACUGGUCUAGUGGCAGCAAAUGUGUUGGAUCGCAAAUUGCUUGUGAGCUUGCAUGGGAAAGUGAAGGGAAUGCAAAGAGCACAUGAGAGGCAUGCAGUUCUGAUGGACAGAUGCUUGAAGAAGUGUGGUUUAAUACGUAGGAGGAAGAAAGGAAUUAAAAAGAGCAGACAACAUGCUGAAGAUGGUCCUAGCUUUGACCUAGGCAUUGAGCAUGGAGGUAAUGAGGAUUCAGCAGCUGAUCAAGAAGAAGGUAGUGAGGACAAUGUAAAUUUAGGUGCAUCUGAUUAUGAGAUAGAAAACCCUACCCAACUUAAUGACUUGGAUGACACGAUUAAUUCUGUUGAUACACAAAUUCUUUUGGAACGUUGUGCUGUCAUGGUACGCAAUAUUGUGCGUGACAAUGGGGGGGAUGUUGGACAUUAUAGCGCGGAAGAGACUGUAAGGGUGGAGAAUCAUGUGGAGAAGAUUGCUAGUGAGGACAUGAGAUCUGGGGAUUCCAAUGUGCCUAUCGCUAUCCUAGCUGAAAAGGAGGGGAUUCAGGUUCUUGAUAAUUGCGGCAGUCUACAAGGUAAUGCCGUGGGGAUGAGUGUGGGAAGGAACGGAGUCACACCAACACAGCUGAGUGAGGAACACAACCCCAGAGGGCAUGGUGAUGCAUAUGACCGACCAAAACGGAAAUUGAAAUCUCCUGAGAGGUUCACUUUUUCAGAUAAAAAAGCUGGUGACCAACGCAAGCAGGCAAAAAGAAGGGCCGAUGUUAUUGAGAGUAAGUCAGUAUGUGAUGAACUGUGCCUCGGUCCUUUCACCAAGGAGCCGAUGGAACUUCCUGAGGUAGGGGUUUUAGAGAGGGUUGACACCUUCAUGCAUAAGGGUCUGCUGAAAAAGCCAAAGAACCCUGGACGGAGAUACACUGCUACAGAUGAAAAGCUCAGUGCAGAUGCUAUAAUGGCGCUUGAUGAUGAGGAGGACAGCUUGAGCAAAACAUGGUAUUACAACCUCUAUUUCCCUGAUGGGUGCCUAUCAUACCUGCAUAUGAGUGUGGCAUUUUAUUUUCUGCGGAAGAAAGCCGCCGACUUUGGUCUGGAGCAGAAGUUUGCAACUACAAGCCCAGCAUUUGUUGAGCUAUUGUGUGUGUUAUAUGAGCGUGUUUUGAAAAGAGAGAUUACAGAUUCUGAUGCAGCACAGAAUUCAGACGUAUUGAACACCAUCAAAGGAAAUAAUAUGGAGUAUGGGCGUGCGUGGUCCGAGGCGGAUUUUGUGUACAUGCCACUGAACACAGGAUCCGAAUGGGUACUGCUUGUGGUUGACAUACGUGGAAAACUCAUCCGGGUUUACGACACGAAUGUUUACAGAGGGGGGUUCUUGAAGAAAUUGCACCCAUUUUUGCCGUCUUUGCAGAUGUUUUUGCCAGUUUUAAUGGGUAAGUUGGCGGUAUAUAAGGACAGUACGGAUAGCAAAGAAUCUCACACUGCGUUUCCAGUUGAACCUAUCUUGGAGUGUCCGCAAAAAAAGGACGGGUAAAACUUUUAUACCCUGAUAUUGUUUUUUUGGGUGUUACUGUUGUCCGUUAAGUAGCAAAGUUCACUUAAAAACUAUUUGAAGGAUAGAUGAAUUUAUAAGUGCAUUUUACCGUUUCAAUAAAAGACCAAGCUCCGGAAUUUUUGUGAUGAAAAUGGCAGAGCUUUUGAUGAUGGGGAGAGGAGUGAUUGAAAUCAAGCCAGGACAGAUAAAUACAUAUCGGAAUAAAAUUACUGCGGACCU
Cuscuta campestris is the source of this 2795-nucleotide messenger RNA. NCBI's taxonomy places the organism in Eukaryota, Viridiplantae, Streptophyta, Magnoliopsida, Solanales, Convolvulaceae. The record is from the annotation of a GenBank genome assembly.